Mercenaria mercenaria is the source of this 580-nucleotide messenger RNA. RefSeq lists its product as uncharacterized. The record is from RefSeq and is a predicted model, not a curated record. Lineage: Eukaryota; Metazoa; Mollusca; Bivalvia; Venerida; Veneridae. Bases 116 to 580 code for a protein of 154 amino acids. The transcript is spliced from 3 exons.
UCAAAGCUAAGACUAAGUUUAAAGUACAAAGAACAGGAGUGACCAAGUUUCAAGUUUAUUCAACAAAUUCUCAGUUUGUAUACAUUCAAAAACAUGAGACCAAGUUGGAUUUAAAAUGUCAUAUAAACGAGCUAUUUUGAAUUUAGUAUUCGGGUUUGUCUUUCAUCUAAGGUUCCAGUGCUGCCAUUCAAAUACAAAUGAAGUUUUUGACAAUCUCAGGUAUAACACAGGUGUUGUCUCCUGGGUUCAAGCUACUAGACAAUGCAGAGACAGUAUCACAACUCUCGUGCAUUUUAAUCCAGAUCCAAGCAAGAAUCAUCACAACAUUUCCGUUGUCAAGCGCUCUGUCCACUUCCACUAUGAUAAUGAAAGUUGGGUAGGCGAUUAUACCACAUUUGAAGUAAUUAGCGCACAAGGUGUAAAACCAAACAUAAACAUGCAUCAUUGUGUUGCAAUGCAUGUUACACUGGAAAAGGUACUUCCUAACAACACAUUGCUGUAUGAAUAUGACCUGGUAACUCAGAACUGCAGUUCCAAUAUAUUUGCAGUAUGUACGGGUAAGUCAUUGUCAACCUACUGA